Molecule: messenger RNA, 5119 nt
Organism: Gigantopelta aegis
Lineage: Eukaryota; Metazoa; Mollusca; Gastropoda; Neomphalida; Peltospiridae
Exons: 3
Coding region: 85-3444 (1119 amino acids)
Biological process (GO): regulation of transcription by RNA polymerase II
Cellular component (GO): nucleus
Molecular function (GO): RNA polymerase II transcription regulatory region sequence-specific DNA binding; DNA-binding transcription factor activity, RNA polymerase II-specific
Source: RefSeq, a predicted model, not a curated record
AAGAGGUAUACCAAACCGUAUGCACUGGGAAUACCAAUAUAAAGGGGGAUUUCUUGUAACGAAAUCAGCCGCACGACAUGUCGAAUGGAUGUAUAUCUAAUCAACUGCAGAACUGACAACAUAAUGAUGGUGACCGAGAGGAUCGAGGAUCGGGACUCGUUAAAGACGCCCAUCCUAGCCAUGCCGCUGGACAUCUACGACGAAUUUCAAGCCCUGAAAAACGCCACGCACCUCGACAGUACAACCCUGAUGAGGAAACUCCUGCAAGAUUAUCACAGGAAUCCUGCUCCAGAACACCAGGGUAGUACCAGCAGUGGUGGUGGAGUUGGUGUGAAGAAAGAGCAGCAUGAGCUGAAAGAAAAUGAUUCGUCUCUGUUUCACUUCACCAUGACGACAAGGUCAACGUCUCCAGAACAAGGGUCAUCACCAGGAGCAACAAGACCGUCCUCUCCUCCACCUGCAGCUCAAACACUUCCACCGCGUCAUAUCAGGCAGACGAUUCCAUCUACAGCCAAUCCAGCUGUCAGGUCGUCGUCUGUUUCUCCUUCAAUGUCGUCACCCGUAGCGAUGACCCCUAUUUUCAGAUCAUCCUCGGCAUCACCGCUGAUUCCUUCAAAUAAGACAGCACUGUUUCAGAUGUCACCCACUGAAAUCCCAGACUCUAGCAGUCGUGAACAACCGCUGGAUUUAACAGUGUUGUGUAAAAGCGAGAGUGUGGAUAAAGGGACAGAAAAAGCUAACAACACAUCUGCAUCCACUGAUACGCCUUUAGAAAUUCUUCAUACUCCAGUCAGUGGAAAUGGUUCGAGUAUUGGAACAUCAGACAUGACUACCUUUGGCUUCUCUGCGAAUGAAAAUACGCUGAUCAUGGCCUCUGGGAUGCCAAGUCGCUACCACGUGGUGAUGACGCCUGGACUCGGUAGCGAGUACAGUCUGCUGAUGCCUAUGCCCAUGUCCAUGCAGCUGCCGACAAUCCUGGCAAGUAAUCAACAACCAAACGCUGUCAGGAUCGAAACAGCUUCUACCAACACUACCGUUAACUCUGGAGGGAUCCCAGGAAGUGGUGAGCGUGUUGCUUUUCCACAGUUCCAGGCAGCAGCGGCAUUACCAUUUGGGGUGGCAGUGUCACAGUCACAACAGAAUUUGAAUCUCUUCCAAGCACCUGUAGCUUCUCAAGCAGGCAGAUCCCAGCCACAGCUGUCGUCAUCUCCAGUUGCUCUACAUCCACAGAUGAUGCAACAGCUGUCCAUACCUCAGAUGAGGGAACAACACCAUACUCUGACUCCACUAGCUGUUUCACAACAAGUACCUCAACUCUCCUUCAAACCACAACAAAUUUCUCAAGAGUCUUCUACACCCAAAACUGUGAUGCAGCAACACUUGCAGCAGCAGUCAGUAGUCCAGCCAGUGAGUCAGUCAUUACAGUUUCAGUCUGCAGCACAUAGUAGACACACGCCAAACCAGCCACCACAGGCACCUCAGCCACCACAACCACCACAACCAGCACGUCGAGGACGAAAACCAGGGUCUAGAGGUGGUAAGGCUGCCAAGCCUGCAGCUGGUAUGGGCGAGAUGAAGAUCAUCCAAGAAAACAUAACCUUUCCUGGCGUUUACACCAGCAUCCUCAAGCUUCCUUGGAGUAGAAGGGCUCGAUACAAGACGCAUACCGAUAAAGAAUCACGCACCACCCCUGCGACAAAGGCUUCCAGCGUAUUGUUCCCAAUGGAAUCGGUAAUUACAGCAUCUUCUAAACCAACCUCCACUGCUGCUACUGCUGCUGACACUCAUCCCGAUCCAUCAACGACGCAGUCUGUAAUGAUGGUCUACCCUAAUGCAACUAUUUCUGCAUUAGGUAAACCCGUCCGUCGCAGGGGUCGACCGCCAAAGCUUCCUCUGAUAUCACACCUUCUGGCUGAAAAGAACUCAAGGACUCCAGUUUCUGUCACCCAGGUUACAACAAGUAUCGCCAACCAAGAGGCAGCCAGUAUGUUAGCAGACGGUUCAUUGAUGUCUUUCCUAAGUAAAGAAAGUAUCGGGGCUUCAGUUCUGCAUGAUGUGAAAGUAACUGCAAGUAAUACACAUGCGAUGGACAAUCACAUCUCUAUGGAUAUUGGUCAUCACGGUGGGCACCAAAGCUGUGAUAAAACGGACACCUAUUCUGCAGAAAGUGGUCACACCACUCCACAAACUGCUGAUGAGAAGGCUAAAGCCGAUUCCAUGUACCAGGAAAUGAUACUGUCUUCUAGAGAACUCAUUAGCGUUAAACCACGGAAGCGGCAGUUGAAUGACUACAUGAAGUCAGAAGAUCACUUCCUUUGUUCUUCGUUCAAGCUGAAACCACGAAAAACAAAACCAUCUCGUACUGCGGCUGUCGAGUUAGCCGAGCGUAGAAAACACACCCAGACUGACAAAACGGCAGAAUCGUAUCUGGUUGGGAAGACGCUGGCGAUGCUUGCAGCAAAACUGAAUCCUCAAACGAUGUCAGGUGGUCCUCCAGAUGAACUAGAAACUGUGUCUAAUCACUCGACGUCUAAUGCUGAAUCUUAUCAUUGUGAACAGAGCCAAGACGUUAAUAGCCCGAAAUCUGCUGGUGCUUCUCUGUGCAAUCCUGAGCAAAUGGUGGAUACAAAGCCCGAUAUUUUUACAAUCGAUUCAAAAAAGGAUAACACUGAUGCUAGUUUUCAAGAGAAAUACCUAGUCGAACAGUCUUGUAAAAGCUGUAAAUCUCAAAUCAAAAACUAUAUCAGCAAAACGGAUGCCCAGGAAAUGACACUGAAUGAUGUGCAGUGUGAAAAGUGCCUAAAAAGUCUCGACGUUGCGGAUCAAAAUGAUUCAGGUGGAUCUGAAACUGGAACUAAGAUAUCCUGUGACCUCUGUGGAAAUUAUUUCUCGACCUCCAUCCAGCUAGGCGAACACCACAGAGAGGUCCACAGCAAGGAGAUGCUGCAGGGCGAGGAGGAAUACGACUGCUCGUUCUGUGGGGAGGUGUUCUGCGACGUGGAGCAGCUGAGGACUCACGUCCUGACCCACAAGGCGGACCUGAUCCCGUGCGACAUGGGAGACUGCCCGCGGUUCUUCUCCACCCAGGAGGAACUGGCCAGGCACGUCAAGGAGCACGAGAAGAAGAGGCUCUUCACCUGCGUCUACGACGGAUGCAAGAACAGAUUCCUGAAAAACUUCCACCUGCAGGAGCACGUCAGGGUUAAGCAUUUCAACAUCAGGGCUUUUCGCUGUCCGUGGAGUGGCUGCGAGAAGCAGUUUGCGGCCGAGCGUCACCUGAAGGUGCAUCUGUUGAUUCACCGAGAGGAGAAACCUCUGGAGUGUGAGUUCUGUAACUACCGCUGCCGUCAAAGGAAUGCUCUCAACUGGCACAUGCGCAAACACCCCGAGGCGCCUUACAAAUACAGAAAAUUUGGAAUGCUGGGAGCUGGUGACGAUGUGUAGUUUGUUGUAAGUUCGCCGUGUGUGACUGUUGAUAAUUUUAAGUUAAAAUGACCUGGUGCAAGUGAUUGUUGAUAAUUUAAGUUAAAAAAGACCUGGUGCAAGUGAUUAUCAAAUAAAAUAAAAACAAAUUGGAAUGCUAGGAGCCAGUAACGAUGUAUAAAGUAGUUUGUUGAAAGUUUGCCAUCUAUAACUGUUAAUAAUUUAAGUUCCAAAAGACUUUAAGAAAGUGACUUUACAAAUACAGAACCUUUGGAAUGCUGGGAGCCAGUGACCAUGUACAGUUUGUUUAAAGUUCGUUUUGUGUGACUGUUGAUAACUUAAGCUUAAAAAACAGACGUGGUACGAGUGAAUUGUUGGGAUGCUAUGAGCCAGUGAUGAUAUACCUUUUUUGAAAUGUUCGUCAUGUGUGACUGUUGAAUAUUUAAGUCUCAAAGACUCGGUAGGCCUUCAAAUAAUGGAUGAAUAUGUGUGAUGUUCGGAGUUGGUGAUUUAAUAUAAUCUGUGAAAGCUGGUUACAAGUACUGGAUAUUUAUGAAGCUCAUUGGCAGAUCCAGGGGUCCCGUGACCUCACCCAUACCGCCCGUUUGGUGUGAUAUUUUUAAUAACUUAUGUCUUUUAAUUCAUGAUCAACAAUAUAGACUACAACACGAAAUUGCCACGUCUCUGGGCAUAUAUAAUUUUUCCGGAGAGCAUGCCCGUCCCCACCCCUGACCCCGUACAACUCUUGCCCUCUUUCGGAAGCUGCGCUCAUUGGCAUUGGCGAACUUAAUAUUGCCUUUUUAUAAGAAUUUUGUAACCCCCUCCCCAUGACAAAAUCAUGGAUCCGCCUCUGAACCUAGCGCCUAAUGGAUUUUUGUUGUUGUUAAUGUGGAAUGUCUGCACGAUUCCUCCAACUGGUCAUACUAUACCAUACUCUACUUUGCAAAACGUUAAAGUUCCUCAGGAUAUUAGGGACUAGUGACACGGUAAUGGAUAAUUUAAUUUUUGUGGAAUAGCUACGUUAAAACCACUGCUCCUAGUUAAUAUUAUUUUUCUUACCUUUCUUAUCUUGGCAAACAACACACAUUGAAUUAAGUUUAUACAACGUCUUCUCUGGACCCAUUCUUUUUCCUUUCAGGGAUUUUACAGGACUGCAAGGAUGUACAAUUUCCGUUCUAUGUUUAAUAACUUUGUGUCGAUGAGCUUGAUGUCGCAUUGACGUGGAACUAUUCUCAAUAUCGAUUUCAGUUCAGUGAACUGCAGGUUGUUUGAGAAAAGAGAGCUUAAUAUUUUGCUUGUAAAAUGAUGUGGAUUGCGAGUAUGUACAGUUUACUUGCUAAUGUGGAACAGCUUUGUGUGAAUGAGUUCGAAGGUUUUUAUUUGUGGAAAUGCUUUUUGUAAAUUUAUAUAACUCGCUGUAUUCAGAAAAAUGUGCAAUGGGAAAUGUGCAAUUCAAAUGUCGAUCAAGACGGAAAAUAUUUUAUGUUUGAUAUGAUGGAAUAAGCCAUUUCGACGACAUUUUUGUGCAAUAUUUUAACAUGUGCAAUGUCUGCUGAGUGCAAUAUACAUAUAUGGAUAUUAAAGAAAGCCAUUAACAUUUGAUGUGUUAACGUAACAUGAAUCAUCUGGGUUCAAUGAAUCUAAUGAAGAAAAAAAAAUGGUUCAGUACAUUUUUGUAAUAAAAAUUACGUAUGUG